GUAAAUAACCCUUGCCUGUGACAGACACCUGGACUCCCAUCAGGUGUAUAAGUAUGAGGUCAUUUUUGAAGGAAAAUCAUUUGCAAUCCAGCAUGAUGCACCUUGCAGUUCUCUUGACUUGUAUUGGUCUCAUCUCUGCCACUGUUCUACCCCAGCAGGCAGUGGAGAAUGAGGGGCAGAGUGGGAAGGUUGUAGGUGGGUCCAAUGCACGCCCAAAUACAUGGAAAUGGCAGAUAUCUCUGCAGAAUGAUCACUGGAACAGUGGUGACUUUGCUCACAUUUGCGGAGGAAGCCUUAUUGGUGCCAAUUACGUGAUGACUGCAGCCCACUGUAUCCUCGAUUUGGACGUCAAGAAAUAUCGUGUGGUUUUGGGGGAGUAUGACCUCAGUAAGGCCGAAGGCCGUGAGCAGGUUCGUGCUGUGACAAGGAUUAAAAUUCAUCCUGGCUGGACUGGAGAUCUUGCAACAGGGAAUGAUAUUGCCUUGAUGAAGUUGGACUCUCCGGUCUACGACAAUGGUUAUGUAGCCAUUGCAGAGGUGCCUUACAGUGGUCAAGUUCUGCCCAAUGGCUUUACGUGCUAUAUUACUGGAUGGGGACUUCUGGCUACUGGUGGUUAUAUGCCAGAUGUCCUGCAGGAGGCACCCAUCAGUGUGGUAGACUACACUGUGUGCUCCACUCCUGCAUGGUGGGGCAGUGUGGUCAAGAAAACCAUGGUGUGUGCUGGAGGAGAUGGUUUGACCUCUGGUUGCCAGGGCGACUCUGGUGGACCUCUGAACUGCUUCAGUGAUGACAGUUGGAGGGUUCAUGGUGUAGUCAGCUUUGGCUCUGCUGUAAACUGCAAUCUGUACAGCAAACCAACUGUCUUCACUCGCGUGUCUGCCUUCAUCGACUGGCUAUAUUCUGAAAUGGUGUAAAUGUUUUGUGGCUGUUGAAUAAAAGACCAAGCAAUCUGUAGAACUGUUAAA
This is a messenger RNA of Ictalurus furcatus (blue catfish), 965 nucleotides long. RefSeq names its product elastase-1-like. The transcript has 8 exons. Gene Ontology annotation, molecular function: serine-type endopeptidase activity. Lineage: Eukaryota; Metazoa; Chordata; Actinopteri; Siluriformes; Ictaluridae. The coding region runs from base 54 to 914 and encodes 286 amino acids. Gene Ontology annotation, biological process: proteolysis. The record is from RefSeq and is a predicted model, not a curated record.